GGUGUAGCAGAGGCGAGAGUGGUUUUGGGUGCGGACACCAGGCUCGGGGUUCCUCCAUCUUGGGUCGGCCAGUAAGCAGCAGACACCACCAUGGCGCUUCUCUCAGCACGCCUCGCCUCCUCCCUCGUCAGGAACCUGCCCAGGGCAAGCCCACAGGUUGUGAAGCUUUUGCCAGCAGCAAAUAUUGUCUCGCGCAAGCUCUCUACCACCAAUGUUGCUGCCACUGCAGAGGUUUCCACCAUUCUGGAGGAACGCAUUCUUGGUGCUGCCCCCAAAGUCAACCUGGAGGAGACUGGUCGUGUGCUGAGCAUUGGUGAUGGUAUUGCUCGUGUAUAUGGCCUGAAGAACAUCCAGGCUGAAGAGAUGGUAGAGUUUUCUUCUGGACUGAAGGGUAUGGCUCUGAACUUGGAACCUGAUAAUGUUGGUGUUGUGGUGUUUGGUAAUGACAAACUUAUUCGUGAGGGUGAUAUUGUGAAGCGUACUGGUGCCAUUGUGGAUGUUCCUGUUGGUGAAGCUAUCCUUGGACGUGUUGUUGAUGCCUUGGGUAAUGCUAUUGAUGGCAAGGGACCCCUUUCUGGAGCAAACAGGGCUCGUGUUGGUGUAAAAGCCCCUGGCAUUAUUCCACGCAUAUCUGUAAGGGAACCUAUGCAGACUGGUAUUAAGGCUGUAGACUCUUUGGUGCCAAUUGGCCGUGGACAGCGAGAGUUGAUCAUUGGUGAUCGUCAGACUGGCAAGACUGCGAUUGCUAUUGACACAAUUAUCAACCAGAAACGUUUCAAUGAUGGUGUUGACGAGAAGAAAAAAUUGUAUUGUAUCUAUGUUGCCAUUGGUCAGAAGAGGUCAACUGUUGCCCAGAUUGUGAAGAGGCUCACAGAUGCUGAUGCCAUGAAGUACACCAUUGUGGUUUCUGCUACUGCCUCUGAUGCUGCUCCUCUGCAGUACUUGGCACCUUAUGCUGGUUGUGCCAUGGGGGAAUUCUUCCGUGAUAAUGGCAAGCAUGCACUUAUCAUUUAUGAUGACUUGUCGAAGCAGGCUGUAGCCUACCGUCAAAUGUCCCUGUUGCUUCGUCGUCCUCCUGGUCGUGAAGCUUACCCAGGAGAUGUGUUCUAUCUUCACUCUCGUCUUCUUGAACGUGCUGCCAAGAUGAACGAUACACACGGUGGCGGAUCUCUUACUGCCCUGCCAGUCAUCGAGACUCAGGCUGGUGAUGUGUCUGCUUAUAUUCCCACCAAUGUCAUUUCCAUCACUGACGGACAGAUCUUCUUGGAAACGGAGCUCUUUUACAAGGGUAUCCGCCCUGCCAUCAAUGUUGGUCUUUCUGUAUCCCGUGUAGGAUCUGCUGCCCAGACAAAGGCAAUGAAGCAGGUUGCUGGCUCCAUGAAGCUUGAGUUGGCCCAGUACCGUGAAGUUGCUGCCUUUGCCCAGUUUGGAUCAGAUCUCGAUGCUUCCACUCAGCAACUGUUGAACAGAGGUGUUCGCCUUACUGAGCUGUUGAAGCAAGGACAGUAUGUUCCCAUGGCCAUUGAAGAACAGGUUGCAGUCAUUUACUGUGGUGUGCGUGGCCAUCUCGACAAGCUGGACCCCUCUAAGAUCACCAAGUACGAGCAGGAGUUUAUGGCCAUGAUGAAAACUAGCCACCAGGAUAUUCUCAGCAGUAUUGCCAAGGAGGGACUCAUCACCCCAGAUGUGGAUGCAAAGCUAAAACAAAUUGUUGUAGACUUCACAGCCACUUUCCAGGGUUAAUUUAUUAAGGCUAAAUAGGUAAAGUCAUGGGAUAUUAGCAUUUUCCUUUAGUGGGUCGAGUCAGGUGAGAGUUGGCUUAAAGUUCUUAUGUUUUAUAUAAAAGCAUGCCCCAAAUCUGCACUCUCCAUGAAGGUACAUAAGUUUUGUGUCCCAUUGUGGUCAUUGUAUAUAAGCCAAUGUCAACUUGAGAAGGGAGUAUUGUAUACACCUUUCUUACUUUACAUUUCCAUAUUUUAUAAUUGAGGAGGUAACCAGAAUGUAUAUAAUUAUAAUGUCUGUUCAGAAUAAAAAAAAAAUCCUCAAUGAAGCUUUAUCAAUACCUCCAGUCUGUUGAUGGAUCAAUUAUGUACAGGUUCUCGAGUAAUAAAUUAAAGCCAUUUUU
Messenger RNA from Procambarus clarkii (red swamp crayfish), 2125 nucleotides. RefSeq names its product ATP synthase subunit alpha blw, mitochondrial (gene blw). Lineage: Eukaryota; Metazoa; Arthropoda; Malacostraca; Decapoda; Cambaridae. The record is from RefSeq and is a predicted model, not a curated record. Gene Ontology annotation, molecular function: ADP binding; ATP binding; proton-transporting ATP synthase activity, rotational mechanism. Gene Ontology annotation, biological process: proton transmembrane transport; proton motive force-driven ATP synthesis.